This is a messenger RNA of Syngnathus typhle (broad-nosed pipefish), 2248 nucleotides long. RefSeq names its product transmembrane protein 151B-like. The transcript has 2 exons. NCBI's taxonomy places the organism in Eukaryota, Metazoa, Chordata, Actinopteri, Syngnathiformes, Syngnathidae. The record is from RefSeq and is a predicted model, not a curated record. Bases 59 to 1594 code for a protein of 511 amino acids.
AGCGAGGUAUUCCACGCCCUGUCAUCAUCAUCAUCAUCAUCAAUCGCCGAUCAGCAUAAUGUCUCCUCCGGCGUCGGCUGCGACUGCCAGUGAAAGCCCCACCACCACCACCACCAUCCCCAACACCACCACCACCACCACCAGCACCACCGUCGCGUUUGAAGAAGACAGCAGGGAGGAGCAAAAACCCCUCAAGCAAUCUCUGAGCAAGUCACUAUGCCGCGAGAGCUUCUGGAAAUGCCUUCUCCUCUCCAUUCUCAUGUACGGCUGCAUGGGAGCCAUGGUUUGGUGUCACGUGACCGAGGUGACGCGUCUGACCUUUGACAGCGCCUUCAAAGGCAAAUCCAUGAUGUACCACGACAGUCCCUGCUCGGACGGCUACAUUUACAUCCCCCUGGCCCUGCUGGCCAUGCUCUACUUGGUCUACCUGGUGGAAUGCUGGCACUGUCACGUGCAGAACGAGCUGCAGCACAAAGCCGACGUGGACGGCGUUUACGAGCGAAUCCAGAGAAUGCAGCAGGCCAAACCGUGCAUCUGGUGGAAGGCCAUCAGCUACCACUACGUGCGGCGCACCCGGCAAGUCACGCGCUACCGCAACGGCGACGCCUACACCAGUACGCAGGUUUACCACGAGCGCGUCAACACUCACGUGGCCGAAGCCGAGUUUGACUACGCUCACUGCGGCGUGAAAGAUGUUUCCAAACAGCUGCUGGGCCUGGAGAAGUCUGCCCUCACAAAGAUGCGUUUCACCAAGUGUUUUAGCUUCGCCGACGUCGAGUCGGAGAAUUCCUACCUGACGCAGCGAGCCAGAUUCUUCACCGACAACGAAGGACUGGACGACUACAUGGAGGCCAGGGAGGGCAUGCACCUGAAAAACAUGGACUUGAAAGAGUACAUCAUGGCUCUGUCCGACCCGGAGCGCCACACCUGGUACCUCUCCCAUUACGUCUUCUGGUUGGCCUCCUUCCUGACCUUCUCCUGGCCUCUACGAGUGUUCACCGAGUACCGGACCGCCUACGUCCACUAUCGCGUGGAGAAACUCUUUGGACACGAUUACGCCCCGGCCACGCCGUGCGAGGACCGACCGUAUUGGCGACGUAUCCCUCGCGUCAACACCGUGGACAGCACCGAGUUGGAGUGGCACAUUCGCUCCAACCAGCAGUUGGUGCCCAGUUACUCGGAGGCGGGCCUCAUGGACCUAGCCCAGCGCGCCUCGGGCUUCGGCGGCGUUCGUCAGAAUUGCGAGCGCUGCCACAGGGCCAUCAGUUGCUCCUCGGUGUUCUCCAGAAGCGCCCUCAGCAUCUGCACGGGAGCCGGCUCCAGGAUCCCCUUCAGCGGCAGCCGCUUCUCCCUGACCCGACGCUACGGAUCGCAAAGGAGCUGCUUUUGGAGGAGCGGCGGCAGCUUGAACGAGCAGGAAAGUCCCAGCGAAAACACGCGCUGUCUUUCCGAGCGUCUCACCACGGACGACGAAGAACCCCCGGACUACGACGACGCGCUGUGUUACCCGGUGCUGAUCGUCCACUGCAGCGACAACUGCCACGGCCGCAGGUCCUUCCGCACAAAUGGCUCUUGCGUGGAGACUUCACUAUGAAGAAAAUCUGUAGCAUACAAACACUUGACUGCAUGGGAGGUACGCAAACGACUGCCUCAAUCCCCCAUGUGUGAAUCGACAAAGCAAUAAGUCUGAUCGGUAAGGUGUGAAGACUGUUAACGCUGCCGUCACUGCGGUUACCUCCAUCACUCACUCGCUCACUCGCUCGCUCGCUCGCUCUCUCGCUCACUCACUCACUCGCUCACUCGCUCACUCACUCACUCACUCACUCACUCACUCACUCACUCACUCACUCACUCACUCACUCACUCACUCACUCACUCACUCACUCACUCACUCACUCACUCACUCACUCACUCACUCACUCACUCACUCACUCACGAGAGAGAGCUGGACACAAAAAGGUCUGAAAGUGGUCACGGUAACUUGGCAAGUUUGAAGAGAUUCUUCGUCCAUAUGGUUGCUCAACUUCCAACUCCAGCAAUAAAGGCAAAAACCCAAGUCGAGUGGAAGGUCAAAUGGAGAAUGUUAGUUGGACGCAAAGGAAGCAGAAUGAAACGUGCAUCUCCGCCACAACCAACCAACCAACCAACCAACCAACCAACCAACCAACCAACCAACCAACCAACCAACCAACCAACCAACCAACCAACCAACCAACCAACCAACCAACCAACCAACCAACCAACCAAC